UUUUUCGUUUCAUUGACGGCGUCGAAAAUUUUGCGUGGGAAAUGGACUUGAAAACAUUGUGAGUUUCUUGCCGGAACGCGUGUUUUUGCAUCGAUUAGCUACUCAAGGAUUAACAAACGCAGUGUUGGAUAUUUCCAGCUAGCGCCAUGGAUACCGUGAAGUCUUUUAAUGCGGAGCUCUCUUCGCUCUACGAAAUGAAACCACCGAUAUCUAAGGCGAAAAUGACUGCCAUCACGAAGGGCGCCAUCAAAGCAGUCAAGUUUUACAAACAUGUUGUUCAGUCUGUUGAAAAGUUUCUGCAAAAAUGCCGACCAGAAUACAAAAUUCCUGGGUUGUAUGUGAUUGACUCCAUAGUCAGACAAUCAAGACAUCAGUUCGGAGCUGAUAAAGAUGUGUUUGCACCACGGUUCUCCAAAAAUGUGACAUACACAUUCUACUUCAUAUAUCAGUGCACUGUGGAAGAGAAGAGUAAAGUCAUCAGGGUGCUCAACUUGUGGCAGAAGAAUGCCGUGUUCCCACCUGAAGUAAUCCAGCCUCUCUUCGACAUGGCCGAUUCAAAUCACCCAAAGUACAAGGAGGUAGCACAAUAUGUUAAUUCGAAAGGAGCAUCUAGUUCAGGAAUAUCUACAGGAAAGAGUAAUUCUCAGGAAGGUUCUGCUAUGCUUAAUGGCAACAAGGAGGCUGCAGUAAGUUUCGAAGAGACUUCCAAUGAUGGAAAUCAGAGUCAGUCACUGGUAAUGGGCAAUCUCCCCAGUCUGAGCAGCACAGAAAUGAGUCUAGCCACAAGGCUACAACAUUUACAACAUCUUUUUGGUCAAGAGCCACCAAAUAAUGCCAACAAUCCAUUAGCGACUCAACCGCCACCAUCAGCUAAAGGUCCCACAAGUACCAACGAUACGGGACAGAUACGAUUCAACAAAAAGUUAUUAGACUUUGACUACGACGAAGAAGAUGAGGAACCAGACAAGGCAGUUAGGGAAUCAAGUCAACACCAAUCAAAACAACAACCGCCACCACCCCCACAACAACAACAGCCUGCUCAAACUGCCCCGACACCAGUUUCCACGUCCAAUUCGGCGGAAACCCUUGGAACUUUGCUGACAAAUCCAGAUAUUUUAAGACAUCUGCAAAGCUUGCAGCAACAGAUCUCUCAACCCGUUGUCCAGCCGACUCCAGUUAAUACGAAUCAUCACCAUCUUCAUCACCAUCAACAGCAACACGAAGAGCAAUCAAACUGGGAAUCGGCCAAUAACCAUGGACAGUAUGGUCAAAUAGAUUUCACCCAACCGCCACCUGGUUUCAUGCCAAUGGGAGCUGGCGGUAUGGGUCAUCAGCCAGUAGGCUUCCCUCACCAUCAUCCGCCGCAGCCACCUAAUGCCCCUUCAGUUCCGUUCCCACAACAUCAUCAUCCUCCAACCAUCAGGGAGGACUUGUUUCAGCCAGGCAAUGGUGAAGUCAUUGAAAUCGAUCCUCCUAGAUCAAAUUCAUUUGCAACGAAACACAGAGAACGAGAGAGACGGAGAAGUCGAUCGGGAUCGCGUAGUAGACGAGCUCGAAGCGGAGGCCGUCACGGUGGAAGAAGAUCGAGCCGGUCACGAUCGAGAUCACGGGAUCGAGGUGGUGUUCGUAGACGUUCCAGAAGUCGUUCUCGAAAUCGCAAUAGUCGCAUCAGACCUCGAUCGCGUUCUCGAGACCAAGAGAGGGAAAAGGAACGUCUGGAACGUGAGAAAGAACGUGACAGAAAACGACGGGGUCUGCCCCCCAUCAAGAAAGAAUCGCUGAGCGUUUGUAGUACCACGUUGUGGGUCGGCCACUUGAGCAAGUUGGUCCAGCAAGAAGAGUUGUCAGAUACGUUUGGCCAGUACGGAGAAAUUGUUUCCAUCGAUUUGAUUCCGCCACGAGGCUGCGCUUUCGUCUGCAUGCACCGUCGACAGGACGCUUUCCGGGCGUUGACUAAAUUGGCUGGACAUAAACUACAGGGCAAAGCCAUCACUCUGGCCUGGGCGCCGGGCAAAGGAGUCAAAGCUAAAGAAUGGAAAGACUUUUGGGAAGUGGACCAAGGAGUCUCUUACGUGCCCUGGCAGCGACUCAGCCAAAUGACGGACUUGGAAGCGCUGGAAGAGGGCGGAUCUUUCGACGAAGAGACGCUGCCUCCCUGGAUGCGCCACCAUUUAAAUCAGGAGGACAAAGUAGGGCCACAGAUGAUUCCCAUGGCGCCAACUGGUUUCAUCCCUAUUCCGGAAGCGGGUCCCCCUACCCCCGAAAUGAGUGAGCCAGGCGGUGGUGGACAAGUGAUGUCUACGGCGUCGGGUCCAUCGUCUUUGAAUGCUGCCACGACUACACUGCCGGCCAAUCUUCCCACUUAUGCAGCUGUGGCUCCGCAUUCGCUCGGACUCUUACCCGUACCGCUCGGGAUGCCACCUGGACUGCGACUGCCUCCGCCCGGCACUGCCGCCGCUGCCCAUCUUCUCAUGAGUCAAGCAGCCGGUGCGGGCACCAAUGCAGCUAUGGCUACGCACCUACUUGGCCAGUCCAUUUUGGCCGGUCUCGGCGCUGCAGCAGCUGCCCAAGGAUUAGGACCGGGAAUGGGCCAACCAGCCGGUCCGUCCGGUUUUUUCAGUGUUUUCAAUCCGCAUUUAACUGGCCAUCCGCACCAGCAGCCGCAACAGCCACCACAAAUGCCAUCUCAGGACGACGCCGAUGACAUGGAACUGGAAGAAGCCGACGAUGAAGUCCAGCAGCAGCAGCAUCAUAAAGAAAUGGAUGGCCGCAAUCGAAGUGUUGGAGGCUGGAACGAUCAGUUCGCAGAAGAUCGCCCGGAUCUGAUGCAGCAUCGCCAACAGCUGCAACAUCGGACGCCGGACAAGAGCAAUAAUGGCCCUAGGUUGCUGGAACGGCUUAGGAGUUUGGCUAAUCACGACGCUGGGCCGGUUGAUCAUCACCAUCACCACCAUAAUAAUAACAACGGCCCAGAAUUACCGGAACGAGAUGCUGGUCCUUUGCAUCUUCGAACGGACAUGGCCGGUCCAGGAUCCUCCGCAGACCAAUACGGUCUGUCUCCAAAUUUGGCAUCUUCUUUGCGUGGCGUCCCGCUCACGGCCGCCGCUGCUGAAAUGGGCAUUCGUCUUCUCAGAGGAGGUGGAGGAGGUCCACCCGACACGUUUGGAACUCCUGGCAGGGGAGGAGCUAUUGGCAAUGAUGACCCUUUUAUGCCACGACAGCCACAUCUUGGGGGAACGUCGUUUGGUCCCGACAAUUUCGGUUCGAUGAGAGGGAGGCACUUUGGUCAUGAAGGUCGAGGAGGGAGAGGAGGUGGCGGAGGAUUCCGGGGAGACAUAGUGGAACCUGCUUGGGACGAAGAGCAUUUGCCACCGCCUCGAUGGAGACAGCAGGAAGAUUGGCCCGAUCGCGAACCACCUUCACGUCAUUGGGAUCGUGAUCGUGAGCGUGAUCGAGAUCAUUCUGGCGGUCGGGGUGGACGAGGAGGUGCGGAUUGGUCGAGCCCCAGAAGACCCCCACCUCCACCUUUGCCACCUCGUGGCCACGAUCGAGGGCAGUCCAGUCGAGAUCGCUAUGGAGGUAGAGGAGAUCGCGGUAGUGAUAGAAGACGAAGUGGCGAUCGAGAUCGUGAUCCACUGCCACCGCGUGAUCGAGAACGGCGUACCAGUGAACGACGAAGCAGCGGACGAUGGAGCGACCGUAAGAGUCCCGAUCCAGCAGCAGCAGCGCCAAUUAGUGGCAAUAGCAUCCAAGCUGUCCCACUUCCAGUUCCGGCUCCAAUAGGCGAAGGAAGCAAGAAAGUGCCAAUCCCUAGUGAUGUACGAGAACCCUCCACAGACGAUGGGACAUCGGCCACCUUUGAAUCGAGUGUCACUCCUGCCGUUGGUGAUGCAACCACUACCUCCAAGUCUCAUUCACCUCCACCGCCCGCGUCUUCUCCGAGACCGCCACCACCGACGCUGCCUCACGCUGAUGCGGAUUUAACUGCUCCCGGAACGGAAGAAGAAGAACCGCCUUCAACUGAUUGAAAAAAAAAAGGAAAAUAUAGAAUUCUGUAUUGUUUUCGCUUUUCCUCCUCCACUUGUGGUUCUCAACAUUUUCAUUCUUAUUAUUAUUAUAAUUUUUUUUUUUCCAAAUGUGAUUGACUUGAUCAACUCCCAUAAAUGCUGUACAUAAUUGAAACUAACGGGACAACCUUCCUUAAUCGAAUCAUCCACUCAAACAAAUUCGUGUGUGUAAAGAGAGGCGUUUUUUUGCGGUGAUUUCCGGCUCUCACGUCGGUUGGUGUAACCAAUGGAAAAAUCGUUGGAUCUUUCUGUUUUACGCUUUCAUUACGCGCGUGGAGGUUAGGGUCGCAUCUUCCCCGUUCGUUCGGCACUUUGCAGUUGGUUAUCCGAUCCUAUGAUGAUUUAAGCUAUAAUUUCGUGUUCGAAUUCGAUCCACGCUCGAUGAUUCGCCAUUUUUUUUUUGCAUCAUUUUUCCCCCAACCCUGAUUUGUCUACAGCGGUCCUGUGUGCAACGCGUCACUCUGUGUGUACAACCACUCGGAUAGUGUGUGUGUGUUUUCAUUAU
Molecule: messenger RNA, 4572 nt
Organism: Daphnia carinata
Lineage: Eukaryota; Metazoa; Arthropoda; Branchiopoda; Diplostraca; Daphniidae
Gene: Isha
Product: SR-related and CTD-associated factor 4-like
Exons: 10
Coding region: 147-4028 (1293 amino acids)
Cellular component (GO): nucleus
Molecular function (GO): RNA binding
Source: RefSeq, a predicted model, not a curated record